AGAGGCGCGAGGGCGGUGUCGUGCCGGGGGUCCGGAGCGCGUGCGGGGUCCGGGACACAGCUCAGCUCAGCUCACUUCACUUUCCGCCUUGUGUGGAGAAAGUUCACCUCUGUAAAGAGCUCUGAUUUCCAUCUGCCACAGCUAUGCAGUUGCAGGAGUGGUUGCGUUCCUUUUGUCUCAGCAGUGGUGAUUUUGGGAGCACUGAAGUAGCAGAUCUCAGGAGUCUGCUUCCUGCCCUGGCGCUCUCUCCUCCUUCUCUCCUCGGGCUCGGAGCCGUGGCCUCGCUCACGGCAUACUGGCUGGUGACCCGACCUCGCUCCAUCCGGCCUCCAUGUGACCUGAAGGCUCAGUCCAUACCUGUGCAGGGAGAUGCCAGUUGCAGACGGUCCGCCUUGCUGAAGGAUGAUAAUCUACUAGACUUCUACUAUGAAGAUACGAAGACAGUGUAUGACAUGUUUCAGAGAGGCCUGAGAAUCGCAGGUGAUGGGCCGUGCCUUGGCUUUAGGAAACCGGGAAAGCCGUACCAGUGGAUCUCCUACACUGAGGUCGCAGAAAGGGCACAGGUGCUGGGCUCCGGUCUGCUGGCCAAAGGAUGCAAGCCUACUCCUAAACAGUUCGUCGGCAUCUUUGCCCAGAACAGGCCAGAGUGGGUUAUUACAGAGUUGGCCUGCUACACCUUCUCCAUGGCGUUAGUGCCUCUGUAUGACACGCUGGGCCUGGAGGCCAUGGUGCACAUCCUCAACCUGGCGGAGAUCUCUCUGGUGGUCUGUGAUAAGGAGGAGAAGGCUGAGUCUCUGUUGGUGAAUAAGGAGAAUGGAGUGACUCCUACUCUGUCCUGCCUGGUGCUCUUUAACCCUGUGAGCACCGCCCUGGUGGAGAGAGGGAGGAACUGUGGUGUGGAGAUUUUGCAGCUUGAACAGCUCAUGGAUGUGGGCAGGGACAAUCUCCAGGCUCCAGUCCCUCCUCAGCCUCAGGACCUGGCUGUGGUGUGUUUCACCAGUGGAACUACAGGAAAGCCAAAAGGAGCCAUGAUCACGCAUGGCAACAUCACCUCCAAUGCCUCCUCAGUCAUUAAGAUUCUGGAGGGCUUUUUUGAGAUUCGCCAGGAGGAUGUGUCGAUCUCAUACCUGCCCCUCGCUCACAUGUUUGAACGCAUGAUUCAGGUGUCUAUGUUCUGUCAUGGAGCAAGAGUGGGCUUCUAUCAGGGGGACAUCUCACUGCUCAUGGACGACAUUAAAACUCUGAAGCCCACCUUCUUCCCUGUGGUGCCCCGCCUACUCAACCGCAUCUACGAUAAGAUCCAGGGUUCGGUGACAUCCGUGUUGAGGAGGGCCAUCCUACACUACGCUGUGAGGAGGAAACAGGCCGAGCUGAGCAGUGGAAUCGUCCGGAAUGACAGUGUGUGGGACAGACUGGUCUUCAGCAAGAUACAGGCCAGUCUGGGAGGAAACCUGCGCUUCAUCCUGACGGCUUCGGCUCCCAUCUCGCCCACAGUGCUGUCCUUCCUCCGAGCUGCCCUCGGCUGCCUGAUAUUCGAGGGCUACGGUCAGACUGAGUGCACGGCUGGGUGUACAUUCUCUAUGCCUGGAGACUGGAGUGCAGGCCACGUUGGUGCUCCUCUUCCUUGCUCCAUGGUGAAACUGACUGACAUUCCAGACAUGAACUAUUAUGCCAAGAGUGGACAGGGAGAGAUCUGUAUCCGGGGACCCAGUGUAUUUCAGGGUUACCUGAGGGACAAGGAGAGGACGGCCGAGGCUCUGGACAGUGAUGGCUGGCUGCACACGGGGGAUGUGGGACAGUGGCUGCCGAACGGGACUCUUCGCAUCAUCGACAGAAAGAAGAAUAUCUUUAAACUGUCUCAGGGAGAAUACAUCGCUCCAGAGAAGAUUGAGAAUGUCUACAUGCGCUGUGUACCUGUGCUGCAGGUGUUUGUGCAUGGAGACAGUCUACAGUCUUAUUUGAUAGGUAUCGUGGUCCCAGACCCAGAAGUGUUUGUGAACUGGGCCAAAGAGAGAGGAAUUGUGGGAUCGUAUGAAGAGCUCUGUCAGAAUCCUGACGUGAAGAAAGCCGUGCUGGAGGACAUGACUGCAGUGGGGAAGGAAGGAGGACUGAAGUCUUUUGAGCAGGUGAAGGAUUUGUAUCUGCACCCUGAGAUGUUCAGCAUCAGUAAUGGCCUCCUCACUCCCACCCUGAAAAGCAAACGAGUGGACCUGCGCCGCGUCUUCAGCGAGCAGAUCACACACAUGUACAGCAAAUCAGCCAUGUAGAGACUCAGGACAGGCUUCUGAAUUUUGUUAUUAACAGUUUUAGCUAACUGUAGAAUCCUUGCUGAACUGGAAAUGCUCUACUGAUCAUAAGCUAGAUAAUGCACAGGACACACGCCAGGGAUGCACACAGUCAAUAAACACUGCUGCGAUCAAACUUCUGACGUUUAUAACUAAUUGUGUAUAUAACAGAUCACAAAGAACAGGUGAGGAAGCAACAAAGCUUGUUUGAAGGAUAAACAGCGUAGGGAUUCUAACUGCUUUUAACCCAUGUGUGACUUUUUUUCAUAUUUACAAUCAUGCACCAAUUCCUCAGGUCACUUUGACCAUUGACUCUGACCAAACGCUCAUCUUUUGGCCUGCUGGAAAUCAGUAGAGCGUAAAGACUCAGACGCUAUUUCAUUCAUCCGUCCGCUACAAGAAGAAAAAGAUGACGUCCAUUUCCUGCUGCUGUAAUGGAUCAUGUUUGUUAAAUAGUUCUUAAUUGCUAAUAGCUCUUGAUCACAUUCUGUGUUUUUUAGUUAAAAGCAGAGAGGUCGCACGUUCAUGGCUUAAUCUGUGGAACGUGCGAUAUGGACAAUGGUAAUUUCUCACAUUAGGAACAUAAACGUAAUUUAUGCAGUGUGUAUUAUAAAACAAACAUGUGAACUGUAAAUGUGGACAUUUUUUGAGCUGUACAUAUUGAGAAUUAAACCUUCAGAUUAUGAAAUAUUCCACUAAUUCCAACCAGGGUAGAGAUGUACUGUAUUUUAUAUUGUCUCUUAUGAAGCAGAUGAAUAAAGAUAAUACAUUUUAA
Messenger RNA from Pangasianodon hypophthalmus (striped catfish), 3060 nucleotides. RefSeq names its product acyl-CoA synthetase long chain family member 2 (gene acsl2). Gene Ontology annotation, biological process: very long-chain fatty acid metabolic process; long-chain fatty acid metabolic process; long-chain fatty-acyl-CoA biosynthetic process. Gene Ontology annotation, cellular component: membrane; endoplasmic reticulum. NCBI's taxonomy places the organism in Eukaryota, Metazoa, Chordata, Actinopteri, Siluriformes, Pangasiidae. The coding region runs from base 144 to 2267 and encodes 707 amino acids. The transcript is spliced from 21 exons. Gene Ontology annotation, molecular function: arachidonate-CoA ligase activity. The record is from RefSeq and is a predicted model, not a curated record.